AUGAAUUCGCUAGCCGACCUCAAGCAUAACCUCACAGAGGAGAAGAUUCGACAUGAACACCUUGAAAAUCCGUCCAAUGGUACCUUCACGCGAGAACCAUCGCCUAAUCGCGGUGCCUCGGUGCGGGAUGUCGAUGCGAUCGGGCCAGACUGUGAGCCGAAACGAGAAUGGCAGGAGAAACGUGGCAUCGACUCUGCGAAACAGGUCAAAAUCACCAAACUCAGUCAUAUGCGUUACCAGCACCCGGAUUUGAUCAAGAUCACGGUUUUUCUGAGAGACUUCGGUAUGCACGUUGUAAAGAAAACCGAAAAUGAGCGAUGGUAUCGCGGCUAUGGCUCCGAUCAGUAUGUAUACUACGCACGACAAGGACCGAAGAAAUAUCUCGGAGGUACAUUCGAAGUCGAAUCGCGCGAGGACCUCGAGAAAGUCUUGAAGCUGCCCCGCGCCAAGGUGCUGAGUGAUGGGAUCGAAGAAAUGAGAGAUGCUCCUGGUGGAGGAUAUAUCGUCACCGUUGCAGACCCGGAAGGUUUCCCCGUCAAUUUCAUCUCCGGCCAGGCCGAGGUCAAGGAAGAGCGAAAGAAACCGACCAAACUGGUUCUCAACGACGAGAGCGACAAGCCCAGGCAGAAAAGGUUCCAACGCUUUGCACCUGGGCCAGCGGAGGUCCAUAAAUUGGGACACUUCGGCUUGAACGUGGAAAACUUCCCGGCCCAGAUGGACUGGUACACGCGCCAUUUCAACAUCAUCCCCAGCGACAUCCUGUACGUCGCUUCCGAGAAGAUCGACCCAGCCACAAACCGGCCCGCACGCAAGGAAGUCGCGCUAUUCGCCUGCAUCGACCGCGGCCAGGACUUGGUCGACCACCACACCAUGUUCCUGACCACACUUAGCCCGGGGGUCGAGAAGCAUGUCCACCACUGCUCGUUCGAAGUGCAUGACUUUGACACGCAGGCUCUGGGACACCAGUGGCUCGCGGAGAAGGGGUACGAGUCGGUCUGGGGCGUGGGCAGGCAUAUUCUGGGCUCUCAGAUCUUUGAUUAUUGGUGGGAUAUCAACGGAUUCAUGGUCGAACAUUAUGCGGAUGGCGAUCUGGUUAAUGAGGAUACUCCGUUGGGGUAUGGGCCUGCUGGGCACGAGGGCCUGGCUGUCUGGGGGCCGGAGGUGCCGAAGGAGUUUUUGGAGUGA
Molecule: messenger RNA, 1185 nt
Organism: Capronia coronata CBS 617.96
Lineage: Eukaryota; Fungi; Ascomycota; Eurotiomycetes; Chaetothyriales; Herpotrichiellaceae
Exons: 4
Coding region: 1-1185 (394 amino acids)
Biological process (GO): L-methylmalonyl-CoA metabolic process
Cellular component (GO): mitochondrion
Molecular function (GO): methylmalonyl-CoA epimerase activity
Source: RefSeq, a predicted model, not a curated record